AUGCAUCUUUCUUCUUUACUUGCUGCUUCUUCGCUGGCCAUUAGGGCUCUUGCAUGGCCGAAAUAUGUUGCUGUGAAUGACGACUUGACUGUACAGACGUCAUCUGGUCUUGUACAUGGAAACAAGGACUCGAGAUAUCCCAAUGUCCGCCAAUUUUUGGGUAUUCCAUUUGCACAACCUCCUACUGGACAACUUCGCUUUGCAGCUCCUCAGCCUCUUCCAGCAUCUGCGUCCAAAAAGGUCAUCCAAAACACAGAAUUGCCUCCCAGCUGUAUGCAGUACCUCAACACCGUCAGUCCUGGUGUAUACGUCAGCCAGGUCCUCGAGUUUGGUCUCCAAGGAAAGAACGGCACUGGAGAUAUCAGCGAGGACUGUCUGACCUUGAGUGUCUGGGCUCCUACUACCAACAACAAUCAGUCCUGCAGCAGUGGUAACGAAUUGCUCCCCGUUAUCAUAUGGGUAUAUGGUGGAGGUUUCGUCACCGGAGGUCAAGACGUCCCGUACCAAAUCCCAAGCCAGUGGAUCGAACGUACUCAGGAUCACAUUGUGGUGGCUAUCAACUACCGUGUCAAUAUCUUUGGCUUCCCGAACGCCGCUGGGCUGUCUGAUCAGAAUGUGGGUCUGCUUGACCAAAGAGCAGCUGUCGAAUGGGUCAGAGACAACAUUCUCAGGUUCGGAGGCGACCCUUCACGCAUGCUUCUUUGGGGUCAGUCGGCAGGAUCUGCGAGCGUAGACUACUACAACUUUGCUUAUCCGAAGGAUCCAAUCGUGUCAGCAUUCAGUAUGGAUUCUGGUACAGCUUUCAUCGGUAUCACAACCGACGACACCCAACACACCAACUUUACGUUCGUUGCCUCGCAACUCGGUUGUGCCAACUCUUCUUCGCCUGCAGAUGAGCUUGCUUGUGUACGCAAGCUUCCUGCCGCAACGAUCGAAGACUUUGUCAAGAACUACCAGGAGAACGGCACCGCACCCGCCAUCAGCUUCCUUCCCAGCGCCGAUGAGAAAGUAGUAUUCAGCAACUAUACCGAACGUGCACUAGCAGGCGAACAAGCAAACUUGCCAGCUAUCAUCGGCACAAACGCUCAAGACGGCGUACCGUUUGCUCCCUACAGUCCCUCCGGCCCCAACGCCACACUCGCCCAGCUAGCCCUCCUCACUACAUUCUUCUGCCCCGCUACCGAGUCUAUUCGUCUACGUCAACAGACUAACCGCCCCACCUACCGCUACCUCUACAGCGGCAACUUCUCAAACAUUGCUCCUGCACCUUGGUUGGGCGCUUUCCACUCUUCAGAGUUGCCAUUGCUGUUUGGCACCUUUGACAACUACAGAGGUAAAGGGCCGGCGUUGGAGAACCAGACUAGUGUUGCUAUGCAAGAUGCCUGGGUAGCGUUUGCCAAGGGAGGUAUGACUGGCAUUGAGUCGACCGGAUGGCAGGAGUAUGAGUUCCUUGGCGAGACUACGGUCAGAGACUUUGGUGAUGGGGUGGCGGUCAAAGAUGUGGAUGUCAAGUAUCUCGAGAAUCUUUGUGAUGGGAGUAAGCCAAACUACAGUGCUUGA
This is a messenger RNA of Aureobasidium namibiae CBS 147.97, 1560 nucleotides long. Its product is annotated as acetylcholinesterase. The record is from RefSeq and is a predicted model, not a curated record. NCBI's taxonomy places the organism in Eukaryota, Fungi, Ascomycota, Dothideomycetes, Dothideales, Saccotheciaceae. Bases 1 to 1560 code for a protein of 519 amino acids. The transcript has a single exon.